UUAUGUCAAUGCGCUCUUUCUAGGUUAAUUUCUGAACGUGAUUUGGACGCGCUUGCAAAUUUUCUUUCAAUAUUAUUAGAAAAUCAGCUUGCAAACGCUUAUAAAAAUGCCGGUAGCCGACGAUAUCAAGUCCAGCUGGGCUGAUGAGGUUGAACUGGAAGGUGGAAGCCUACCACCAUCCACAGAAGUGCGCGAAGGCAAUUUGAAAAUCGUAACAGACUACAAGCUCAACGACGACGACAAGAAAGUCAAGAUUGUGCGCACGUACAAAAUCGAAAAACGCAUCGUAUCCAAAUCCAUCGCGCAGAGAAAAACCUGGGCCAAGUUUGGUGAAUCCGAAGGAGACAAACCAGGUCCAAAUCCCGCAAACACAAUUGUUGCUGAAGAUGUUUACAUGCAGUAUAUCUCCAACAAGGAGGAAGAGAAGCAGGAGGAUGAGGGAGGCAUUGAGAAACUGAAGGCACUUGGUGACAAGAAUGUUGUCAAAUGUAGGAACUGUCAAGGCGACCAUUGGACAUCAAAGUGUCCAUGGAAGGACACUGUAUUAGCUGGUGGUGCUAAGCCAGGUGAACUCAAACCAUCUGCACCAGGUGCUGCAGGUGCUGAUGGGUCAAAACCACCAGGAAGUAAGUAUGUCCCGCCUAGUUUACGAGAGGGCGCAACCAAACGCUCUGAUGGACCCAACAUGCCACGUCGAGACGAUGCCACCGCCAUCCGUAUUAACAACUUGAGCGAUUCCACCACUGAAUCUGAUCUGGAGGAACUCGUACGACCAUUCGGCCCUAUUCAGAAGUUAUACUUAGCUAAGGAGAAGUCAACUGGACUCUGCAAAGGUUUUGCUUAUGUCCACUUCAAGUUCCGCAAUGAUGCAGCCAAGGCAAUCGCCAACCUCAACGGACAUGGCUAUGACCAUCUUAUUCUGAUUGCGGAAUGGUCCAAACCACCGGCGCAUUCCAACUAGGAGAAGAAAUAAUAUGUUUUGCAACUUUAUUUGGAGAAUAAUAACUAUUCAAAAAGA
This is a messenger RNA of Dalotia coriaria, 1018 nucleotides long. Its product is annotated as eukaryotic translation initiation factor 3 subunit G-like. Gene Ontology annotation, molecular function: RNA binding; translation initiation factor activity. The coding region runs from base 107 to 961 and encodes 284 amino acids. The record is from RefSeq and is a predicted model, not a curated record. NCBI's taxonomy places the organism in Eukaryota, Metazoa, Arthropoda, Insecta, Coleoptera, Staphylinidae. The transcript is spliced from 3 exons. Gene Ontology annotation, cellular component: eukaryotic translation initiation factor 3 complex; cytoplasm.